Dovyalis caffra is the source of this 1737-nucleotide messenger RNA. Lineage: Eukaryota; Viridiplantae; Streptophyta; Magnoliopsida; Malpighiales; Salicaceae. The record is from the annotation of a GenBank genome assembly.
AUGGCCACUGUGGCAUCAGGAGGUACAUUACCUAUCAAACUCCACAGCACUCAUAAGCCAAAGCCCCCAUCUCCGUUUCUUGGCAAAAAACUUAACCUCAAACCCUCUUCAAGAACAACCAUAACCGCAAACCCAAAAACACUUGCAGUUGUUGCAUCAUCAGGAGGUGAGUUCUUGGAUGCAGUUCACAAUCUUUUUUUGGGUGUAGGGGUAGGGCUACCAUGUACAGUGAUGGAGUGUGGUGAUAUCAUAUAUAGAAGCACUUUGCCAAAGCCUAGUGGGUUGACACUUACAGCUCCUGGUGCUGCUUUGGCUUUGGGUACUUUGUCUUACCUUUGGGCCACUCCUGGUGUGGCUCCUGGGUUCUUUGACAUGUUUUUUCUUGCUUUUGUUGAGAGAUUGUUUCGGCCCACUUUUAAAAAGUAUGACUUUGUUUUGGGGAAGAAGUUGGGUGAGGGAGCUUUUGGAGUGGUUUAUAGAGCUUCAUUGUCUAAGAAGUCUUCUUUCAAGGUGCCUUAUCAGAAGGAUGGUGACUUGGUAUUGAAAAAGGCUACUGAAUAUGGGGCAGUGGAAAUUUGGAUGAAUGAACGAGUUCGAAGAGCUUGUGCAAACAGUUGUGCUGAUUUUGUGUAUGGAUUUCUUGAGAGUUCUUCGAAGAAAGGAACUGAAUAUUGGCUCAUAUGGCGGUACGAAGGGGAGUCCACACUUUAUGAUUUGAUGCACAGUAAAGAGUUCCCCUACAAUGUAGAGACAAUGAUACUUGGAGAGGUUCAGGAACUGCCUAAGGGGUUGGAGAGAGAAAACAGAAUCAUUCAAACUAUCAUGAGACAAGUUUUAUUUGCGCUGGAUGGUCUUCACUCGACAGGAAUUGUGCAUAGGGAUAUUAAACCGCAGAAUAUUAUUUUCUCUGAAGGGUCUCGUACUUUCAAGAUCAUUGAUCUUGGAGCUGCAGCAGAUUUGCGAGUAGGCAUCAAUUAUAUUCCAAAGGAAUUUCUUUUGGACCCAAGAUAUGCUGCACCUGAGCAAUACAUCAUGAGCACACAAACUCCAUCUGCACCCUCAGCUCCAGUGGCAACUGCACUUUCACCAGUGCUUUGGCAGAUGAACUUGCCAGAUAGGUUUGAUAUUUACAGUGCUGGUCUGAUCUUCCUACAAAUGACUUUUCCUGGACUACGUUCUGAUAAUGGGCUCAUACAGUUCAACCGUCAAUUGAAACGAUGCGAUUAUGACUUAAAUGCAUGGAGGAAAAGUGUAGAGCCACGUGCCAGCUCUGAUCUUCGAAAGGGUUUCGAGUUAUUGGAUUUAGAUGGUGGGAUAGGAUGGGAACUUCUAACUUCAAUGGUUCGAUAUAAAGCAGGACAAAGAAUGAGUGCAAAAGCAGCUUUAGCUCAUCCUUACUUUGCUAGGGAAGGACUAUUAGUUUUGUCCUUCAUGCAGAAUCUCAGGCUGCAAUUAUUUCGAGCAACACAACAGGAUUAUGGAGAAGCUGCCAAGUGGAUUGUUCAGCUAAUGGCAAAAUCUGGGACAGAGAAAGAGGGAGGCUUCACGGAGGCUCAACUUCAAGAACUUAUGGAAAGACAGCAGCCUAAAAAGAAGGCAAGUCCUCAAAGGAACGCUCUUGCAGCAGUUCUUCUGUUGCAAAGGAAGAUUUUAAAAACAUUGAAUGAGAGCAUGGAUGAGCUUAACCAACGAAGGAAGAGCCUAUGGUGGAGCCGGUGGAUCCCAAGAGAGGAGUGA